This is a messenger RNA of Fomitopsis serialis, 699 nucleotides long. RefSeq lists its product as uncharacterized. The transcript is spliced from 6 exons. The record is from RefSeq and is a predicted model, not a curated record. Bases 1 to 699 code for a protein of 232 amino acids. NCBI's taxonomy places the organism in Eukaryota, Fungi, Basidiomycota, Agaricomycetes, Polyporales, Fomitopsidaceae.
AUGCCUGUCCAAUGUGUCAUCAAAAAGUCGGGAGUCUGUUCAGUUGCUUGCAAUAUGCUACUAGUGCUCCCCGCCAUCAUGAUCACCCUCAAUGGCAUAGCAGUAGAUCUCAACUGGACCCACUGGUUGGACAUGGAAAACAUUUUGGGCCCAACGGUCGGCCAGACAUACAUCAACUUACUGAGAACUCUUCUGCUACCUCGAGAAGCAAUACCUGAGCUGGUGGAGCGCCUGGAAGCUGCUGCUGACAAUUUGUCCUCGUUGGUUAAACCGCUCAAACAGGGCAUUGACGGCACCUGCACAUCUGACACUUUGUCACUGAAGCGGGUGGUAAUUGAUUGGAUAACCCCUGCUGGCGAGGCUUUGACCCCACCACUCUCAAAAACUACCAACAAAGGCAGGGGAUUUGAUCAUGUUAUAACUGGACAGCUGCCCUGUCCAUGUGAGCUGGAUUGGGAAGAGGAUAAUAUUUACCUCAAGAAGCUGAUCCUGCUAUCACUAAGGCAUACAAAGCAUGUUUUUAUCUUGCUGAGUUCUGUGGCAGGGGAUACGAGCCACCACUCAACCACGGGAAAUGCAGCUUGGCAUGCGAUGUCUUCUGUGACUCCGGCGUCCAUCACCUACAUAGUGACACAGAUAAGGUUUGUUCUGAGUUCAACCUAUUGGGUAUUCUGGUACUGGAGCUUCACCAUACUGUAG